Chelonia mydas (Green sea turtle) is the source of this 5106-nucleotide messenger RNA. It is a transcript of the gene MTMR12, whose product is annotated as myotubularin related protein 12. The record is from RefSeq and is a predicted model, not a curated record. The transcript has 16 exons. The coding region runs from base 339 to 2729 and encodes 796 amino acids. Lineage: Eukaryota; Metazoa; Chordata; Testudines; Cheloniidae.
ACCGACCACUUCCAGGAGCGACACGCAACUCCAGCUCCAGGAGCGGCGCGACGAGCCCACAGCAGGCAGCUCCAUCGGCCAAUCAGCGGAGCGCUCAAGGAAGCGCCACUGAUUUGUCGGCAGGAGCUGUGUCCCUCUUGCUGUUCGAACUUGGCCGGCGCUAGGACCCAGCAGUGCGCUCCGGCCUCUCCCCACUUUAGCCAAUCCGAGCAGGGGAUUUGGCUGUUAAGGCGGGGCUGAAUUUGAUUGACAGCGAUUAAGGUCCAACAGUGAAGCAAGACGCUGUGAGGCGGUUACCAAGAAAGGGCCGGUGACGUCGGGCUGGGGCGGGAGCUGCUAUGGGCGGGGUUAACUACGUGAGCCGGAGGCGGGCGGCGCUGCAGCCGGAGGAACCCGACGAGGAGUCUUGGGAGGAGCUGGUGUUACCGCCGCUGCCGCCGCCGCGCCCGCUGGCCAGCACCGCCGCUGGGAGCUGGGGCGGGCGGGAAGCGCCCGGAGCCAUGUUGGGGAAAGGGGCCGGCGGCAGCGGGGCCAAGCCCGCCAAGCCUUCCUUCGUGUCCUACGUCAGCCCGGAGGAAAUACACAUAAAGGAACCCAUAGAAAAGGAAGUAAACCUUCACUUGUUACCAGGUGAAUUGCUGCUCUGUGAGGCAAACACAGUAUUAAAGUGUGUACAAGAAGAUGGGUCAAAUCGUGGAGCCUGCGGGAAACUCAUUUGCACAAACUUCAAGAUUGCUUUUCUUGGUGACGAAUCUGCUUCAGAUGAUAACGAGCCAGAAUUUAAGAAUAAGAUCAUAGGAGAAAAUGACAUAACUCUGCAUUGUAUAGACCACAUUUAUGGAGUUUACGAUGAGAAAAAGAAAUCUCUGUCUGGACAAUUGAAGAAAUAUCCAGAUAAAUUAAUUAUCUACUGUAAAGAUCUUAGAGUAUUUCACUUCUGUCUGAGGUACACAAAGGAAGAGGAGGUAAAAAGGAUCGUCAGUGGCAUAGUUCAUCAUAGCCAGACUCCUAAACUACUUAAACGCUUGUUUCUGUUCUCUUAUGCAACAGCUGCGCCAACCAAUGCAGACACACAAAACCAAACUGUGAUGUUUGAUGCUAUUAAGGAUUGGCGUGAGGAGUUGGAACGGACCAAAGGGAACAUGAAAUAUAAAGUAUUGAGUGCCAACGAAGCCUACAAAAUCUCUGAAAAAUUGCCAUUGUAUUUUGUUGUUCCCAUGUCCCUCUCUGAAGAGAGGAUCUUGCAGUACCAAGGAAGAGGCAUUCCUAUUUGGUGUUGGUCUUGCCAUAAUGGUGCUUCUCUUCUCAAAAUGUCUGCUUUUCCCAAAGAACAAGAGGACAACACUUCACAAAUGCACAAAAUUUUCUUGGAUGGAGUUUAUAAAACAAUUAACAAACCUCCUUAUGAAGUCUUGAAAACUGAUGACCUUUCAAGCAGCCUUCCAUCUCUUCAAGACAUUCAAGCUGCAUACACUAGAUUUAAACAGCUGUUUCUGAUAGAUAACAACAGUACAGACUUCUGGGAUACUGAUGUAAAAUGGUUUUCAUUACUGGAGAGCACAAACUGGCUGGAAAUCGUUAGGCGAUGUCUGAAAAAAGCAAUAGAGGUGGUUGAAUAUCUGGAAGAACAGAACACAAACGUUCUCCUUGUAGAGGAGAAUGCCUCUGAUCUGUGCUGUGUGAUCUCCAGUCUAGUUCAAGUGAUGAUGGAUUCACACUACAGAACAAAAUUUGGCUUUCAGAGCCUUAUUCAGAAAGAGUGGGUAAUGGGAGGACACUGUUUUUUGGAUCGCUGCAACCAUUUACGGCAGAACGACAAAGAGGAGGCUCCUGUUUUUCUGCUCUUCUUAGAUUGUGUUUGGCAGUUGGUACAACAGUAUCCUCCGGCAUUUGAGUUCACUGAAACUUACUUAACUGUCUUAUCAGACAGUCUCUAUAUACCUAUUUUUAGCACCUUCUUCUUCAAUUCACAGCAUCAAAAGGACGCUAACAUGUCUGGAGAAGGCCACAAUGCACAAAGCAGCCAUUUCAGGUUUCUCACAGUUUGGGAUUGGUCUGUGCAAUUUGAACCUAAAGCACAAGUUUUGCUCAACAACCCUCUUUAUGUGGAUAAGCCAAAGCCAGACAAAAGUCAGCGGAAAACUACACGAUUCAAACAUCACCGACAGCUUUCUUUGCCACUGACGCAAACAAAAUCUUCUCCAAAAAGAGGAUUUUUCAGGGAGGAAACUGAUCACUUUAUUAAAAACAUUCUGGGCAAAAGAAUUAGCAAACUGAUAAAUUCUUCAGAUGAGCUUCAUAAUAACUUUACAGAAUUCUACGAUAGCUGGCACUGUAAACCUGUUGACUUUCAUGGACUUCUGCUGCCUCAUAUUGAAGGGCCAGGAAUCAAAGUUUGGGCGCAGCGAUAUUUACGAUGGAUUCCUGAAGCACAGCUGCUUGGCGGUGGUACAGUUGCCACUGCAACUAAAAUCUUGGACAUGAUAGAGGAAGUUCAGAGCUUACAGAAGAAAAUGGAUGAAAAACAUAGUCCGACAGUCACUCAAGGCAGGGAAGCUCUUCCAAUGCUGAGAAAUUCUGCCCGUUUGUCAUCCUUGUUUCCAUUUGCUUUGCUUCAGAGACAUUCUCUCAAGCCAGUUCUGCCCACCAGCACCUGGAAAGACUUGGAAGAUGAGGAUGACUUGGCCAAGAGAGAUGAUGAGUUUGUUGAUUUAAGUGAAGUGAUUUGACAUGACUUGAGCUGAGAAAUGAAAGUAUUGGCACAAAUUUCAGUGAGAGUUGUACAUGUUAAAAACUUUAGGUUUUAAAUGUUAUGCUGUAUCCUAAUGAUGGAAUUUUUCCCUUCAAGUGUCUGCAUCUGACUUCAGCCAGUAUGCUAAAAUCAUAACCUAGAUCUUUAGCACUGAAAGAACCAGCUAUCAUAAUUAAUAUUUUAUAUAGUCUGUGGAAAGGCAUUGAUAUACUUCCAUUUCAGUCUAGCAAUGUUUACUGCAGACAGAUUUUACAUGGGUUAAAGAGCGACACUGCUUUGUUGUGAAAUGGCUGUACUGUAGUAUGUCAAGAAAAAAAUGAAAUAUAAAAUGGCUAUACAGUCAUAAGGAAUUAAGCUAUUUCUCUCUAACUUAUGUCCUUGAUACGAACCUCUGCAUAAUCACUAAGGUGGUUACAUUAUUGGAAGUAGUUGGUUAAACUGACUUGGCAUAACCUUUCUCCACAAGUGGUAAACUGGAGAAAGGUAGAGAAUUGUAAAUACUCAUAUACAAACAAGUAUAAUCCUUCAUUCUUUGAAGCUGAGGAAAAUACCAUCCAUGGUACCCAGGGCUUAUUCCUCUAUACCCGUUACAUCAUGAAUUGAAAUUGUGAAUUGGUCAUCCACUUCUGUUCUGAUAAAUUAUUCCUUCUUGGCCUACAGAAUUUUACUUUCAGUGCGGUAUUGUAAUGGGCAGUCUGGCUGUUUUCAGCCUUGGCAUGCGCUUAGCUUAAAGACCGGUCAGUUGCAAGGGCACUUCACAUCACUAGUCUUACACCUCAUGCCCAUGAUGCCAUACAGUCCAGCUGCCAUGAUAUAUUAAAUCCUAGAUGUUUGCUGCUAAUUAUAAGUAAUGGUCAGAUUGAAAGACUCAAAUUUACUAGAAGAAUCUCCUCUCAAAUGGAGUAGGACUUUCAUGCUCGUCUCCCUUCUUGAUGCCAUUUGCCUUUCAAGGCUUUUUGUAGCUUGCACCUUCUCUGCUAAUAGAAAAAAAAAUAGUUUUAUACACCUACAAUAAAGCUGGACUUUUUUAAUCCAUUGCCACUUGGUUUAUAAACUUGAGGCAUACAUUAAUUAUGAAUGUGGCCUUCAUGUAAAAGCUGAAUAUUAGAAUCUAGUUGCUGGAUUUUGGCAUAACAGUACCUCAGUGAUAAAAGCCAUAAAAGAAAUGCCUGUCAUAAACCUCUUGCUCUAUUGUGUAUAUACUCAUUUUUUUUAAUGGAGAUCAUUGUACUUUGUAAAAUCCAAGUUUUUACUCUUUAUGAAAUCAUAUCUAUGGUCAUUUUGCACCCGAAAAUGCAGAAAAUAGUCCACAAGAUGGAAGUAAGUCCUAAAAGCCUUUACUUUGGUGAAAGGAUUAAUAAUACUGUGUGUUAGGAAACCUGCAUCUAAGAUUGUUCAGCUCAUAGUAAUCAGGAGUGUUUAACUGGAUUGCUAAAGAGGAGUCUUAAACUUUGCACUGAAUUUAUAUUCCUUAUGGACAGCAGAUCCUGUCUCUUUUCUUGCUUCUCUGUAACUGUGUUAUGAACCAAGUUUGGUCUGCUAAAACGAAAUACACUGAUCGGGGGAAAGAUGAUGAUGGAGCUGGAUGUCAAACUGAAGCUUCUCAAGUCAUGGUUGCCUUAAGUCUUAAUAGGGAAGACUAUUAAGAAAUAUAAGCUUGCAAUAUUUUUUUUAAUACACUAGCACUACACUUAUUUUCAUAGUGCAUAUGAGCCUUCUUAUAACUAGCACUUGCCAGAAUUGGCUGUCUUGCACUCACUUCUUUCAAACUAUAGAUUUUAAUUACUGUAAUCGAAAAUCAAGUGUGUCUAAUAUGUAUGCAAUAAUCCCUCCACAAAGUAGUACAACCCAUGUGUUUUAUGGGCAACAGUUAUCUUCUAAGAUAAGUUUACUUGGAUUUCAUAUUUUUAAAACACUGCCAUUGGAAACUUUAAUUUUUGUUAUAUAGAGAGAUUCUGUUUGUGCUCUUGACAGUCAAAUUAUUCAGCUGUUGUGUUCAGUCAUGAAAACUAUGUAUUUAUGUAGGAAAAUGGAUGUCAAAUAUCUUUGUAUAGAAAAUUCUCAAAUGGGUUUGUAUGGAGGAGAUAUUUAUGUGCAGAAUGAAACAUGGGAACACUUCUCUAUUGUAAAUGUAGAGUGAAUGCCAUUGUUAUGAGUUCUGUUUUCUGCACUGUGGGAUUGAAAAUGUACUUAACUUUCCAGACUUCUGGUUUUCUGUUUAUACCUCAGAGUUUUUACACUGAAUGCAAGUUACAGAAGCUUUAACAGUUUGUAUUUUAAAAUCUUCCUAUUUCUCUUAAAUAGGCUGUUUAGAGAGUCUAUAUGUCAAUAAAAUGUACUGACUUCUCUUUAAA